This is a messenger RNA of Epinephelus fuscoguttatus (brown-marbled grouper), 2208 nucleotides long. RefSeq names its product major histocompatibility complex class I-related gene protein-like. Lineage: Eukaryota; Metazoa; Chordata; Actinopteri; Perciformes; Serranidae. The record is from RefSeq and is a predicted model, not a curated record. The transcript is spliced from 8 exons. Gene Ontology annotation, biological process: immune response. Bases 155 to 1231 code for a protein of 358 amino acids. Gene Ontology annotation, cellular component: external side of plasma membrane.
AGGGUGUAGAGGGUGGUUGGGAAAUGCCCAGCGUUUCACAGAAAAUGUAAUAAAAUCCGGAAACCAGUGAAACAGUGCACAGCGAUUUGACUGAGCGCGCCCUGCCUUCACAUGACCUGCUGUCAAGAGGCGAAAGGGAGCUUGUGACCAAAACAUGAAGACCUCGAUGCUGCUGUUGUCUCUCUUAACCCACUUUGCAUUUCCAGUGAAACACUCCCUGAAGUAUGUGCUCACCUCUACUUACGGAAUCAAUCGUGUCCCACAGUUUUUCGGUGUGGCAAUGGUUGACGAAGUUCCGAUGGGUUAUUGUGACAGCAACAGACCAACCCCAGAAGCCAAAACGGACUGGUUGAAAAGAAUUUUCAAAGAGAAACCUAAGCACUUUGACUGGUACGUUGGCAGCUGUUUGGGUAACCAGCACACAUUCAAGGACACUAUGGACACCUUGAUGCAACGUUUUAACCAAACUGAAGGUGCCCACAUUUUCCAGAGGAUGAGUGGCUGUGAGUGGGACGAUGAGACUGGAGAGGUUAUAGGUUUUAUGCAUUACGGUUAUGAUGGAGAAGACUUCCUUGCAUUUGACCUGAAGACACUGACAUGGAUCGCUCCAAAACCACAGGCUGUCAUCACCAAACUGAGAUGGGAUGCUGAGAAAUCUAGAACAAAAUACAAUCAGAAUUACCUCGCUCAGAUUUGUCCUGAGUGGCUGAAGAUGUAUGUGGACUAUGGGAAGAGCGCUCUGAUGAGAACAGACCUUCCCUCAGUGUCUCUCCUCCAGAAGUCUCCCUCCUCUCCAGUCAGCUGCCACGCUACAGGUUUCUACCCUGACAGAGCCAUGAUGUUCUGGAGGAAAGAUGGAGAGGAGAUUCAUGAGGACGUGGACCACGGAGAGAUCCUCCCCAACCAUGAUGGAUCCUUCCAGAUGAGUGUUGACCUGGACCUUUCAUCAGUCCCACCUGAAGACUGGAGGAGGUACGACUGUGUGUUUCAUCUCUCUGGUGUGAAGGAUGACAUCAUCACCAAACUGGACAAAGCAGUGAUCAGGACCAACUGGGUUUCUCCAUCACAGUUUCCUGCUGGUGCUGUUAUUGGAGUUGUUGUAGGACUGCUGCUGCUGCUGACACUCUGCAUCACUGGACUCUGCAUCUGGAGAAGGAACAAUCAUGGAUUCAGACCUGCAAACACUUCAGACUGUUCAGCGUCACUGGACAAAAACUUGUCACCUAACUGAUCAAAGCUCCCAGUGAAGAUUAGAUAAAGACUCCAGUAAAGUUACUGUUGCAUCUAAAGUGUUAUUUCUUUUCUAAAAAGCAUUUUAUUCAAAUUUGCAUUUAUUCAAAUGUAUAUAUUUAUUUUAUUUAUUUGAUCAAAAUCAAACAAUGAGAUGUGAAGUUACAGAACCUGUCAGAACAUCACAGGAUGAGUCAAACUGCUCAAGUGUGAAUCUAUUUACACACCAAAGAACCAAAGAAGAUCAUUGAAGUGACAGUCAGAGCUGACAGAAGCAUAACUGUGAGGAAAAUCCUCCAGGAGUACAACAUCUGGAGAAAACUGAGGAUGCCAUACAGCUGCUUCUGCAGACUCUAUCUGGAACACUUAUCAGUGUUUUACCUUAUCUGGUUUAUAUCAUUAGUCAAGUCUUUAAUGUUGACCCAUAAGAAUUUGUAAAUUUGUUAAUAAUCUUGUUAUUGCAUCGGUUCCUCUGGAGAGUUAAUGACCUGUGUGGUUGGUAACUGAAAGUACAUUUACUCAAAUAUUGCAAUUCUGAGGAACUUUUACUUAAGUUAAACAUUUUCAUUCUAUGUUACUUCAUUCUUCCCCUCCACAACAUUUCACCAGAAAUAUUUUAUUUUCCUUUUUUUUUUAAAAAAAAAAUUAUAUUGUUACUUUACAGAUGAAGUAUUUUAAGAUAAGAUAGAACAUUGUGUCAUACAAAUCUGAUGAUAAUCUUAUUAAAUGUAGUGUUUUGGAUGUAAAGGCCCAGACACACCAAACUGACUUCAGAGAGCUAGCAGCAAUGAACACCCCCUGCUAUGUUGCCUGACGUGGCCAUGUCUUGACCAAAAAAGUUGCACUCCAACACAUUGCAAAGACGAUGGUCAACCAGCACAUAUGUUCAGCACCUCCACACCAGCAGUCUGUAAUCCUCAUUCAAAGAGGAGCUAAAGACUGUCUUGAUGCUAUUUAGCCAGUUAGCACAUUAACAAU